Mycena citricolor is the source of this 1203-nucleotide messenger RNA. The record is from the annotation of a GenBank genome assembly. Lineage: Eukaryota; Fungi; Basidiomycota; Agaricomycetes; Agaricales; Mycenaceae.
GCGUGCGUCACGAGAUGUCACGAGACGUGACCGUGAGACGUGACUCGCCGUCUUCCUGGCGCAGAGGGUCGAGCUUGUUUUCCCCAACCGUGACAUCGCCGGAAAGCGAGCAUGCGAGCAGUAAUCCAACGUGUGGCAUCUGCCUCCGUAGCAGUGGACGGGCAGGUGAUUUCUCACAUAUCCAAGGGCCUCAUGGUUCUCGUCGGAAUAUCGCGAGGUGCAUUCAACUGCCAAAUUUGCGCGCCUCUCCAUCCUUCUCACAUCCCAGGAGCAGAUGACACUGCUACCGAUGUCGCGACACUGACAAACAAGAUACUUUCUCUACGUGUGUUCCCCGACUCGCAAGAUCCUUCCAAAGCCUGGAAAGCAAACGUUAAAGACAUCGACGGAGAGGUUCUCUGUGUUUCCCAGUUUACUCUGAUCGCAGAUACCAAGAAGGGCAACAAACCUGAUUUUCACAACGCCAUGACGCUCUCCGGAAAUUAUACAAAGCCGAGAAGAUACAAGGUUCGGCGGGUGCGAGCAUUCGAGCGCGCUGCGGUCGCUGACACUACGACGCCAGACGGCAGGUUCGGGGCGAUGAUGGAUGUGGCGCUCACGAACGAGGGUCCGGUGACAUUCACGCUAGAUUCGCGGAAGUUUGAGUACGUGCAGGACGGCGGCGGCCAGAAUCGACUCGGCACCGCAGAGGGACCGUCAGAGAAAAGCAUCCGUGCCAAUGUGUCUGCAGCGGCCACUUGAGAUCCGCGUCUUCCUUCGAGUCCUGUCCGGCAAGUCGAGCGGCGCUUGCGAUUGGAUGGAGUGGGAUGGGUUGGGAUGCUUCGGGCCCGCUCCCCACGGUAGAUCGUAACUGAAUGAAUGCAUUCCGCUUCUGCAGGCCGCGCACCCAUCGGGAUCAGGAUUCGACUUCCGAGCGGUCUGAAGCUUGAUAGAUUGCUCUCCCCUGCUGCGGUUGAACGAAGAGCCGGCGGGCUUCACCCUCCGUGUGUCUCCUGUUCCCCCGGCGUUUUCUCACUCGCAAACAGCCUGAGAGGAAGCGUCUGCUUACGAUGAGCUUGGCAGGUCGCUGACCACUGAUCGCGCAACAUCACAGGAAAAAUGACUCCAAUCCUCCGCGACUUCUCGGCGGCGGUAGCCGAGCACGGAGAACUUGUAGCACUCCUGUCACGGACCAUCCUGUCCAGUAAAGCAUGCGCAUCUAAU